Messenger RNA from Fundulus heteroclitus (mummichog), 1433 nucleotides. RefSeq names its product sialidase-3-like. Gene Ontology annotation, cellular component: cytoplasm; membrane; lysosome. Gene Ontology annotation, biological process: oligosaccharide catabolic process; ganglioside catabolic process. The record is from RefSeq and is a predicted model, not a curated record. The transcript has 2 exons. Gene Ontology annotation, molecular function: exo-alpha-sialidase activity; ATP binding. Lineage: Eukaryota; Metazoa; Chordata; Actinopteri; Cyprinodontiformes; Fundulidae. The coding region runs from base 101 to 1225 and encodes 374 amino acids.
UCCUUCAUGCACUGCCACUCCCAAACUAACAGUAUAAAACCCUCAGCUAAACUGAGACCAUCACUAAGCUGCUCUGUGCAGAUCUCAUAACGCACCAGCAAUGGACGGAUCAUACUCCGAAGAAGUUCCACAAACUAUAUUCCAACAAAAGUUUUACCGGAUUCCUGCGAUUUUGAAGGUGGAAGAAAAUCUUCUGGUCUUUGCUGAACAAAGGAAUGGAAAAGCUGAUGAGGCUGCAGAGAGGCUGAUUAUGAAAACAGGAGAGUUAAAAAAGGAGAAUGAACGUUAUACAGUGAAGUGGACCGAGCAAAGAGUGGUGGAAGAAGCACACAUUGAUGGAUACCGUACCAUGAACCCCUGCCCAGUGUACGACAGCGCAAACAAAAAAGUCUACUUGUUCUUCAUCUGUGUAGAAGGCACCUAUACCGAACAAUGGCAAAUAAAAAAUUACUGCAACAAAGCCCGCCUCUGCUACAUCACGAGUGAGAAUCUUGGACAAACCUGGAGUGGACUGACUGAAUUGACUGACCUUCUACCUGAGAAUUGUGUCACUUUUGCUGUGGGGCCUGGUCAUGGGCUUCAAACAGAGAAUGGGACACUAAUGGUUCCAGCUUAUGUUUAUGUAGGUGUGAAGCCUGCAAAACCUAUUCCACGUGCUGUCUCCCUGUACAGCAAUGAUUCUGGUAAAAGCUGGCAUUUUGGCUCUUUGCUUGAAGAAGAAUCAAUAGAGUGUCAAAUGGCUGAGGUAUCUGAUGCAAGUGGCAGAUUCAUCUACUGCAAUGCCCGCAGUAAGGGAUGCUAUCGGGUGGAAGCUUCUAGUGACAAUGAAGGACAAAGCUUUACCAUACAUAGUGAGAAAACACUUUGCGAAACAUGUUGUGGCUGCCAGGGAAGUGUGGUCUCCUUCCCAGCUCAAACUGAAGCUGCAGCAGAAGGUGUUGCAACCCAAUGGCUGUUAUACACCCACCCCCGCUGUAAGUGUAAAAGGUGUGAUUUAGGUGUGUAUCUGAACAAAACCCCAUCUGAUCCAAAGGCAUGGAGCAAAGCCUGGAUCCUGUACAAAGGACCCAGUGCUUACUCAGACCUGGCUUACCUUGGUGAUGGUUGGUUUGCGUGUCUGUUUGAAUGUGGGAAGAAUCACGAAACUGAGCAGAUAGCUUUAAAAAUCUUUCACUUCAAACAGGUUCAGGAAGGCAUCGAAGGGAAUUGUUGUACCCUUUUUUAACCGUGCCGAGAACGGUCUGAGUUCUGUACCUUAGAUAACUAUUGAGUGUAAAUGGAACACAAACUGAAAUGAACCAGACACAACCGGACCGUGCUAAAUCUAGACCAGUUCCAUAGGUGGGUUCAGCUCGGUUUUUCUCUGGCCCGGUUCUCUUAUAACAAAGAGCGCAUGAGCAGACCGUGUCAUCUCCUUACAGCCAGCUGACAUU